Tachysurus vachellii is the source of this 2012-nucleotide messenger RNA. RefSeq names its product poly (ADP-ribose) polymerase family, member 16 (gene parp16). The transcript is spliced from 7 exons. Gene Ontology annotation, molecular function: protein serine/threonine kinase activator activity; kinase binding; NAD+ poly-ADP-ribosyltransferase activity. The coding region runs from base 246 to 1232 and encodes 328 amino acids. The record is from RefSeq and is a predicted model, not a curated record. Gene Ontology annotation, cellular component: intracellular anatomical structure; membrane; nuclear envelope. Gene Ontology annotation, biological process: endoplasmic reticulum unfolded protein response. Lineage: Eukaryota; Metazoa; Chordata; Actinopteri; Siluriformes; Bagridae.
CACAGUACACGACACAGGCAAGAGACAGAAGCUGCGUGUUGUUGUUGUUACACGGUCUCCAUUUUCUAUCCACGCCAAGGCUGAAAAACUGAUACUAAAUCCUAAAUACAGUCUCUGUGUUACGCUGAAAAAGAUUUUACAGAAUGAAAUAACGUUGAACAGUCAGGAGAAAUAACAGCAGGACAGGACACACACACACUGAUGACUGUGUCGGCUGAGCUGUAACUCUUUAGCGACUGUUGGGAAUGCAGCCACCUCUAGCACCAGCCACAGUCAGAGAGCUGGUGCGCUCCCAUCUCCAUCUUGACCCUGUUGCUGCGGAUUUGCGGUGCAGUCUUUUUGUGGCUGCUGUGCAGAACUACAAGCGUGACUCUGUCCUGAGACCAUUCCCACCUGGAUACCUAAGAGGAGAGAUAAAGGAUUUUGAAGAGUUGCAAAGAGAUGUGAGCUCCUUGCCAAGCAUUAGAGACUUGGUCCGAUUGGGACCAGGAGAUGGAGAUCAUCAUCUGGCACUAGUACACUGGGUACUGUCCUCAAAGAGUUUUGCUUUAAAGACCAUCCAGAAAGAAGAGUGGACCAGACUCAGCCAGCUGACACAAAAUGCAGGGGUCUCCUCUCCUGUGCCAGACUUCCUCUUUGAGUUGGAAUACUGUGAACAGAUGAAUUCAAAGUUCGAGAAGACACGGGCAGGACGGGACCUUAUCUAUGCAUUCCAUGGCAGCCGACUGGAGAACUUCCAUUCAAUAAUUCACAAUGGUCUGCAUUGCCAUUUGAAUAAGACCUCAUUAUUUGGGGAAGGCACUUACCUAACCAGUGACCUUAGUAUGGCUUUCCUCUAUAGUCCCCAUGGAAAUGGAUGGUGUGACAGUGUCCUUGGGCCAGUACUAAGCUGUAUUGCCUUGUGUGAGAUCAUUGAUCAUCCAGAUGUGAAGUGUCAGGUGAAGAAAAAAGACUCUGAGAACGUUGAUCGCAAGCGUUUGAGGGCAAAGAACAGCGAGGGUGGGGAUGUGCCAGAGAAGUACUUUGUGGUGACCAAUAAUGAGCUGCUGAGAGUAAAGUACCUGCUCGUUUACUCCCAGAAACGUUACAGAACCAGACAUGCUCAAGGGACAUCGUGGCUGGUCAGACACCAUUUUGCCAUUAUGAUGGGUCUCUACCUUCUACUCCUCAUAUUCAUUGGUGCCUUCAAUUCUACUAGUUUUCAGUCAUUUUGGCAUCGAAUAUUCAGAUGAUCUAACUUUUCCAUCACAUUUGCCUCAUUUACAAAGUGCCUUUUUCUUUGGUUCACAAAGAUCACUUAAGAAUUUAGUUUAAGACAUGCAAUGAACUUAAUGCUCAGGAAACACUGAACAUUUUAUCCAUCACUUAGCCUGUACAAGUUGAACUGCAAUCACAUUUUAAUAUGCAUUUAAUAUGCAUUUUUUAUUUCAAUGCAUAAUGUAACAUUUACAUCUGGGGAAACUAUGGGGGAGAUAAAAGCCUGCUUGUCUAGGCUGUGGCAUUUUUUAACACUGUGGCAUGUAGCUUGUUCUAAUAUUUUUUUUUUGGUAUAAUACUGGAAUAAUUACAUUAGCUGAACAACCAAAUUAUGAGAGGCAAAGUGCUGUCUUCUUGCUACCUGUCUUUACAGGACUGUGCUUGGCCAAGGUCAGUAUCUGCUUACUUAAAUUGCUUAUGUCUGCUAUAAAAAGUUACUGUUUAUAGACUGAAUACUACAUUUACAAUAUAGUUAAUUUGGGAACUUUUUAAUAUCUUUAUUGUUUAAUUUCCUAAAUAUGACUAAUAGAAGUACAAGAAACUAGGACCAAUUGUGUAUAAUAAUUAAUGAAAUUAAAAAAAAAAAGUACAAUCAAGAUGGUUUUUUUUUUUUUUUUACAGUUAUAACUAACAAACAACAUUGCAUCAUUGUUGUCGUCAUGUAAUGUUACAAAUAUUGACCAUUGACCUAUUUUUCUGUGAAAAACCUCUCGAAUAGUUUACACUUGGGUUAAUAAACACAUAUCUUUCCAGAA